UCACCCCCGUCCUCCAGAAAAGGGGAAUCCAAUUCCAAUCCGCAACCAUACCAACAUAUCCUCCUCCUCCUCCUCGCCGCUUCCUUCGAGUUCGCGGCCCCCAGCCACUCCCAAACCCUCCUAACCGACAUGGCCGCGCCCUCGUCCUGGGCGAAUCUCUCACCCAAGGAAGUGUCCGAGAUCGCCCGCCGCGUCCCUUGCGAAGGGGACCGCGCCCACAUGGCCUUCGUGUGCCGCUCAUGGCGUGCGGGGCUCGCAGCUCCGCCGCCGCCGCUCCCGCGGCUUCUCCUGCCGUCCGACGGAUUCACUCGCGUCUACUGCAUCCUUAGCGGCUGCAGCGUCCACCGGGGGUACCAGGACCCGGUCGGCCUGCGCUACCUCGGCUCGUGCGACGGCGGCUACCUCUUCCUCGCCAUGGAGCAAACUAGCCGCCACCGCCUCGUGAACCUGCACAGAGAGGGGCCGCGCAUCCUCCCCGACGUGGUCUGCCCCAGCUACGACCCGUCGGUGAAGCACGUCCAGAACAUGGUCGUCCUCGCCUCCGUCCUCUCGUCCCCGCCAGACGACCCAGGCUGCGUCGCCGCCGGCAUCGUCACAUAUCAGCGGGACACCGACGGCCCGCGGCAGCGCCGCCGUUACGCGUUCUGGCGCAUGGGCGAUCAGGUGGCCUACGAUGCGAUGCCUCCUACCAGAAACGACGCGGUGGAGGACGUCGUGUUCCACGACGGUUUCUUCAGUUUCCUCACCGACGAGGAAGACAUCAUGGCGUGCUCACCAGAGUUCUAUCAAGAUGGGGACGACCCGCUUUCGUUAUGGGCGACGCUACGCUGCUUCGAGCCGAGGGACCGCGGUCACGACGUGUUCGUUCGUGCCCGCUACCUCGUGGUGUCCCGCGGUGAACUGCUAAUGGUCGUCAGAUUCGCUCCCGACCCUGAGUUGCCGACAUCGGCGUUCAAGGUGUUCAACGCAGUUGGACCCCAUCUUCCAGAGGAAGACGGGAACAGCAGUCUUGUUUGGUAUCGCUAUUCGUGGAGCGAGCUGGACUCGCUGGGUGGCCGGAUGCUGUUCGUGGGGCGAGGCUGCUCCAGAUCCUACGAAACGGCCGACUACCCGGGGUCCAAGGACGGCAUCUACUUCGUGGACGAUCGGAGCUUCUACGACGAGCAGAUCAUGUUUCGCGGUGUCGAUGAGAGGCAGUACCCCUGCAGCGACACCGGCAAGUGGACGCAAGGGCCGCCUCCCAAUGUCGAGCGCUUCUUCCCGGAGCAGGGCCCAUCGAACCACUCUUCUCCGGCUUGGCUUCUCCCUUAGACGACGCCAGGUUUUUUGCUACGAACUUACCUCCAUUCGAUCAGUCUGUGAUGUUGGAGCGCAAUAGAUGAUGCGAGCGUUCUAAUUCCUGUGACCUUGCCUUGUUCAGAUGAGACGAUUGCUGAAAACUUGAUAUCAUUGCCGUGCCUUGCGGUUCGAUACUUUCCUGUACUUGUGGAAAUCUAUCAGUUACCGGUUGUGACUGAGAAGUAAUAGAGAAACCAUUCUGAUA
Panicum virgatum (switchgrass) is the source of this 1543-nucleotide messenger RNA. RefSeq lists its product as uncharacterized. The coding region runs from base 130 to 1311 and encodes 393 amino acids. The transcript has a single exon. The record is from RefSeq and is a predicted model, not a curated record. Lineage: Eukaryota; Viridiplantae; Streptophyta; Magnoliopsida; Poales; Poaceae.